This is a messenger RNA of Mesoplodon densirostris (Blainville's beaked whale), 8620 nucleotides long. RefSeq names its product probable helicase senataxin. The coding region runs from base 1 to 7014 and encodes 2337 amino acids. Gene Ontology annotation, molecular function: helicase activity; transcription termination site sequence-specific DNA binding. The transcript is spliced from 24 exons. Lineage: Eukaryota; Metazoa; Chordata; Mammalia; Artiodactyla; Ziphiidae. The record is from RefSeq and is a predicted model, not a curated record. Gene Ontology annotation, biological process: termination of RNA polymerase II transcription. Gene Ontology annotation, cellular component: nuclear body.
AUGAGCACAUGUUGUUGGUGUACACCAGGUGGUAUUUCCACCAUUGACUUCCUGCAACGCUAUGUAUCCAAGACCCACUCCAGUGAAUUUCAGACAGCUGAGGAAGACCUCUGCUACUGCUUAGAAUGUGUGGCGGAAUACCACAAAGCAAGGGAUGAAUUGCCAUUCUUACAUAAGGUUUUAUGGGAAUUAGAAACCUCACGUCUCAUAAAUCAUUUUGAAAAGGCCAUGAAGGGAGAAAUUGGAGACGAUGACGAGUUAUAUAUAGUAGACAACAAUGGAGGGGCACAGAUGUUUGACCUUACAGGCCAAGACUUUGAAAAUAAGCUUCGAGUUGCUCUUCUUGAAGUACUGAAAUAUCCUUAUUUGCUUUUACAUGAGCGUGUUAAUGAAUUAUGCGUUGAAGCACUUUGCCGGAUGGAACAAGCUAACUGCUCCUUUCAGGUUUUUGACAAACAUCCAGGGAUCUAUUUGUUUUUGGUCCAUCCCAAUGAAAUGGUUUCGCGUUGGGCUAUCCUGACAGCAAGAAACUUGGGGAAAGUGGACAGAGAUGAUUAUUAUGACUUACAGGAGGUUUUGACUUGCCUUUUUAAAGUUACUGAGUUAGGGCUUUUAGAAAGUCCAGACAUUGAUACUUCUGUCCUUGAGAAGGGUAAACUGAUUCUUCUGCCUUCACACAUGUAUGAUACUGCCAACUACAAAAACUAUUGGUUAGGUAUUUGCAUGUUGCUGACCAUUCUUGAGGAGCAAACCAUGGAUUCACUGUUGUUGAGCUCAAACAAACAGAAUGAUUUUAUGCAAUCAAUACUUCACGCCAUGGAGAGACAAUCAGAUGAUGAUAAUGUGGAUCCUUUCUGGCCAGCGUUACACUGUUUCAUGGUGAUUCUGGAUCGUCUUGGAUCUAAGGUCUGGGGUCAACUUAUUGAUCCUAUUGAGGCAUUUCAAACCAUUAUCAACAACGUGAGCUACAGGAAAGAGAUCCAGAACAUACGGAGCAGUUCUGUGAGGACCAAGUCAGAACCGGAGUCAUAUUUAGAUGAUAUGGUGACUUGCAGCCAGAUGGUAUACAAUUAUAACCCUGAAAAGACCAAAAAGGAUUCAGGGUGGAGAUCAGCCAUUUGCCCAGAUUAUUGUCCUAACAUGUAUGAAGAAAUGGAAACAUUAGCUAACGUGCUUCAGUCAGAUAUCGGUCAAGACAUGCGUGUUCAUAACAGCACGUUUCUGUGGUUCAUUCCCUUUGUGCAGUCCCUCAUGGAUCUUAAGGAUCUGGGUGUGGCUUAUAUAGUGGAGGUUAUUCAUCAUCUGCAUUCUGAAGUCAAAGACGUCCUCAACCAGACGGACGCCGUGUGUGACACAGUCACUGAGUUUUUCCUUCUGAUUUUGGUGUCAGUGAUUGAACUGCAUAGAAAUAAAAAGUGUUUGCAUUUGCUGUGGGUUAGUUCCCAGCACUGGGUGGAAGCCAUCGUAAAAUGUGCCAAGCUUCCCACCACCGCGUUUGCUCGGAGUUCUGAGAAGUCAUCUGGAAACUGCUCCAAAGGCACAACAAUGAUACCUCUGUCACUGCAUUCAGUGCCAUCUAACUCUGUACAACUUGCUUGUCUGCAGCUGAUCAGAAGUCUCCUUAAAGAAGGCUAUCAGCUUGGGCAGCAGACUCUUUGUAAGCGAUUCUGGGAUAAGCUCAACUUAUUCCUACGAGGAAAUAUAUCUUUAGGUUGGCAGUUGACAAGUCAGGAAACCCAUGAGUUACAAACUUGUUUAAAGCAAAUUAUUAGAAACAUAAAAUUCAAAGUGCCUCAGUGUAGCACUUCUGUGGAUCUGACUCCUCCAUGUAAAACGCCUCCUGCAUCUUACAAUAAAGAAGAAAGUGAACAAACAGGUAAGAAGUCUAAAAAACACAGGCACUGUCUGGAAAACUCCAGCCCAACAUUCUCUAAAGAACCGAUGAAAGCUGAUGCCUGUCAAGUGAAAGAGAGUAUUUUCAGCAAGGCACAUAAUGCCAUAGAAGAGCAUAAUGAGCAAACUUAUAUAAAAGAUUUGAAACGCAAAGACCAUCUCUCAGCUGAGUUGUGCUUGAAGCCCAGUAGUAAAAGGCUUGUUAAUGAAAGAGCUCGAGGCCAAAUUAAAAUAAGUACAGGGAAGCAUAAGUCUGUAAAAGAGAAUUCCUCAUAUACCCCACAGAAUUGUACUUCAAGAAAUGGUCCAGAAAAGGUAUUUGACAGAGGAAUAAUCACAUCAGCAGGUUUGUUGACUGAUUCUAGCAAUGACUCUCUGGAAAAGGUAUCCACAUCAGAUGAGGAUUUCUCUUUAAAGGAUGAUGCUCUUGGCAAAACAUCAAAAGCAAGAACUAAGGCACAUAAAGAUGAAAUCUGUGCUAAGUUAUCGCAUGUAAUGAAAAAGCAAGACAGGAAAAGUACCACUUUAGAGGAAAACCUGACUGUAUCUAGCAUUGAAAGUUUCUGUUCAAAGAAAGAUGCAGGAGGUCAGAAAGGAGAUGGCUUCAUACACAAUCUCUCUUUAGGCCCUAGUGGUGUUCUGGAUGAUAAAAAUGGACAACAAAAACCUGAAAACAGUUUAUUGCUGAAAAAGAAACAAGUAAAGGAAGAAGAGUUGGGCAUUUUCUCCACCCCUGAUAUCAGUUGUCAAAUACUAGAAUGUCAUGUUGGUAAUAAAGAUUUGGUCUCAUUCACAGAAAUGACCAAUAUUUUUGUGGAGAAAACACCUCCCUUUAAAGAUCCUGUGACUGUACUUGAAUCAAGAGAUAUGGGAAUUAGCAAGAGUACUGUUCAGUUUUCUUCUGAUUUAAGAGAACAGGUCCUUAGCAUCAGUCCUAAGUCUGACCCUUUAACAGAUUCUCAGAUAGACAGAGACAUCCACAUAUUAUCUUUAAUAGCUCAAGCCAGUGUUAUUAAGUUCCCAUCAGGUUCAACCCAAAGAAGUUUAUCCCAGCUACAAAGAAAAGUUAAAGAUGAUAGAAGAUGUUUGACAGCCAACCAAAAUAGUGUCAGGGAAACCUGCUGUGGACACGUCAUUAUUAUUUCCGAUUCUGAUGAAGAAGAUGAUGAUGAUGAAAGAAUUGUGGGUUUUAAGAAACACAUUAAACAGGGUAAAACAUGCAUUGAGAAAGAAUGUCCAGAGCAUCAUACUUCAAUAGCUAACACAAAUGUGGAACAGAAUGUAAUAAAGGAAGAAAAUACAAGGUCCCUUUUGCGGUUUGAGGAAUCGGAUUCUCAUUUUUUUGAGUUUGAAAGUCCAUGUGAAGUGUUUUCAGUUUGGCAAGAUCAGAAAGCAGACAAGAAUUCAGUUCAAGAGAAUGAAGAUAAUUCGUGCUUGACUCAUGUAGGUGAUACCACAGAUGAUUGGGGUUAUGGUACAGCUUAUGUACCUGAAGAGGUCAUUAAAACAGCAGAGGCAGCUUUGAAAGAGGGAGAACCUGAAUCCAACAGUGACAUAGAGGAGGAUAAUACAUUUUUAACACAAUAUGAUCCGGAAGAUAUGGAUUUAUGUUCACAAAUGGAGAAAGAGAAUGAUGAACUCAUUGAAGUAGUUCAUGGAAAAGAUACAGUCCAGGUAGAAGAAGAUUCUGUGAGUCGGCCUCAGUUGGAAUCUUGGAGUAGCACAAAAUGUAAAUACAAAGAUUGUGUGGAAACACUGAAAAACCAGGGUGAAUACUGUUCCAAACACUCUGAAGCUAAAGCAGCAGAUGAAGAUAUAUUUCGUAGACCUGGCUUGCCUCUCUCUGCAUCUAAACCUUCGAGACCUCCCACUGCUAAGAUAUUUACCUCCAGUAGUACUUCACGAAUUGCUGGUCUUUACAAGUCUUUGGUAAAUACGUCAGCACUCUUACCAACUCUGCAAAAUAAGUCAAGUGGGGUACAAUGUGCUUUGAAAGUACCACAGCCAGUCUCUCUGGUGUCUCAGAAGCCAGUGGCUGAAAUGAAGGGUUUGUGCAACGUUCUCCAGUCUCAUACUCCAAAUAAUUCCAACAGGCAAGGCUACAAAGUUCCAUUUUGUGAAAACAGAUCUUUUUCGCCUUCCUCUCCAGUAAACAUUUUCUUGUCAGCACAGUCCAUCUCUGACACCUUCGUUAAAGAGGUCUUAAAAUGGAAAUACGCAAUGUUUGUGGACUUUGAUCAGUGCGGACCCCCUUCAACUCUUUGUCAGUCCAUCACAAGACCUGUGCCUGUGAGAUUUCAAGAUGGUAGAGAUUAUUUUAAUGUGUUUUUCCCUUUGAUGAUCCUGAAUACUUUUGAAACAGUGGCACAGGAAUGGAUCAGCUCUCCAAACAAAGAGAAAUUCCAUCAGUUGCAUUUACGAAAAUUUCCUGCUGAUUAUAAAAAAUACUGGGAGUUUGUGGUUUAUCUUGAGGAAUGUGAACUAGCUAAACAGCUUCAUCCAAAGGAAAGUGAUUUGGUGUUUUUGGUCCCUGAAAGACUAAAUGGAGAGAAGAAGGAUAUAGAGAGAAAUCGCCUGCAAGUACCCCGUGAACAUUACUGUGGCUAUGUUCAUACGUUCCGCCGCACUUCAGUCAUGCGUAAUGGGAAAUCUGAGUGUUCCCUUUCCAUCCAGACUCAACAUAAUUUACCAGUCAAUUUAAAUGAAUUCGUGAAAUGUCUUGUAAUCAGCUCUCUGGUGACUACACAGAGGAAGUUGAAAGCCAUGUCUUUGCUGAGUGGUCGGAACCAACUGGCCAGAGCCAUUCUGAAUCCAAACCCCAUGGACUUCUGUACAAAAGAUUUACUAACUACAGCAUCUGAGAGAAUUAUUGCCUACCUAAAAGAUUUCAAUGAAGACCAAAAGAAAGCGAUAGAAACUGCAUAUGCCAUGGUGAAACACUCCCCAGCAGUUGCCAAGAUCUGUCUGAUUCAUGGACCACCCGGGACAGGAAAAUCAAAAACCAUUGUGGGCCUCCUGUACCACCUACUGACAGAGAGGAGGGGGCAUUCAGAUGAGAACUCCAAUGCCAAAAUCAAACAAAACCGUGUCCUUGUGUGUGCACCUUCCAAUACAGCUGUUGAUGAACUUACAAAAAAAAUUAUGCUUGAAUUCAACGAGAAGUGUAAAGACAAGAAGAAUCCUUUAGGAAACUGUGGAGAUAUAAAUUUAGUACGUCUAGGUCCAGAAAAGUCUAUUAAUACUGAGGUCCUAAAAUUCAGUUUGGACAGCCAAGUUAACCACAGAAUGAAAAAAGACUUACCUUCUCAUAUUCAUGAGAUGCACAGAAGAAAGGAAUUUCUAGGUCAUCAACUAGAUGAACUUUCUCGCCAGCGUGCUUUAUGCCGAGGUGGAAGGGAACUACAGAGGCAAGAAUUAGAUGAAAAAAUGGCCAAAGUUUCACAAGAAAGGCAGGAGCUUUCUUCUAAAAUUAAAGAGGUUCAAGGAUGCCCACAAAAGACACAGAACAUCAUCAUCUUAGAGUCCCACAUCAUCUGCUGCACACUGAGCACGAGUGGUGGUUUGCUGCUCGAGGCUGCUUUCCGUGGGCAAGGGGGUGUCCCCUUUAGUUGUGUCAUUGUUGAUGAGGCUGGACAGUCUUGUGAAGUUGAAACUCUUACUCCCCUCAUACAUGGUUGCAACAAGCUCAUCCUUGUAGGAGAUCCUAAGCAGCUCCCUCCCACAGUCAUUUCCAUGAAGGCCCAGGAGUAUGGCUAUGACCAGUCGAUGAUGGCCCGCUUCUACAACCUUCUGGAAGAGAACGUGGAGCACAAUGUGAUUGGCAGGCUGCCUGUCUUACAGCUCACCAUUCAGUACAGGAUGCACCCAGACAUAUGUCUCUUCCCUUCUAAUUACAUUUAUAACAGGAACUUGAAAACAAAUAGAAUGACAGAGACCAUUCGGUGUUCAUCUGACUGGCCAUUUCAACCCUACCUCGUGUUUGAUGUUGAAGAUGGUUCAGAAAAGCGGGAUAAUGACUCAUAUGUAAAUGUUCAAGAAAUAAAACUGGUAAUGGAAAUAAUUAAACUUAUGAAAGACAGAAGAAGGGAUGUUACUUUCCGAAACGUUGGCAUAAUAACCCAUUACAAGGCUCAGAAGAUGAUGAUUCAGAAGGAUUUGGACAAAGAGUUUGAUAGAAAAGGGCCAGCAGAAGUAGAUACCGUGGAUGCCUUCCAGGGUCGUGAGAAAGACUGUAUUAUUGUUACAUGUGUCAGAGCAAAUGCCAUGCAAGGCUCAAUUGGGUUUCUGGCAAGUUUGCAGAGAUUGAAUGUCACCAUCACACGAGCCAAGUAUAGCCUCUUCAUCCUGGGACAUUUGAGGACCCUGAUGGAAAACCAGCAUUGGAACCACCUGAUUCAGGAUGCGCAGAAGCGUGGUGCCAUUAUUAAGACUUGCAACAAAUACUAUAGAUACGAUGCAAUGAAGAUUCUGAAACACAGGCCCAUACUGCAGAGAAGUCUGACUCACCCUCCUGCUAUCACGCCAGAGGUUUCCAGACCCCAGGGCAGAGUGCCCAGCAACAAGCUAGACAGUGAAUUUGCCGAGAUGUCUCUUGCUUCUUCCCUGUACCCCUCACCCUCUGAGUCCAAAGAAGCCACUGUCACUGUUACUGCAAAGGACCCUGAAAGGCCACCCCUUCAGGACUGGCCUCGGGACCCACGACUGCUUAGGAGGAUGGGCUUGGGCUGUGAAGCCAAAGGGAAGAGCCUCUUUGAGCUGCAGCCCUUGAGCCCCUGGUAUCCUGGAGCAACGCCUCCCUCUGGAGAGCAAGGCUCCCCCGGAAGUCACCAGGAUCCGACCAGUAUUGGGCAGCAGGCCCCCACCAAGGGAGCUGCUGUGAACAACCAGAGACCUCGCAUGCAGUGUGAUCCUCCAGCUGCUAGUACCAGUACUUCCACGAGUGAGAGAAGAUGUGCCCAGGAAGGGGAGGCACUCAGCCACAGGAGGGAGACCAGUGCCUUCACCAAGGGGAAUCAGGAGAGGCGUGGCUCUCUGAGCCACCACACAAAGAGGAACUCAGGCUGGGACGAGAGGGGACUGGAGGAGGAGGACAGUAGAUUGAAGAAGAGGAAGCUUUUAUAGUGGAGCCAAAUGAGACUGUCAGUCACAAGCAUUACUGCAAACUUCAGAUGACCAGCUAGUAGGACUGUCCAGAUAAGAUUACUUUUUUCCUUAAAGGAGUUUGUGUGCUGUUGGAAAACAGAAAAUGUAUCCUAACACAUGGGCCUCUUGGUCAUCUUCAGUACAUUUUGUCAGUUUCAAAAGCUUUCAGAAGGCAUUUGUGUAUCAGUAAUAAUGUCCUCGAAGUCGAAGACUUAAAAUGUUGAUCUCUUGUUCUUCUGUAGGAAAGGUCAGACUGGAGGAUUUUAAGAGGAUGCUGUAAAAGUUGGAAUGUAUAUUUGUAUAGCAAAUAACAGAAUCCUCUUAAAAUUUGGUAGACAGCUUUUCUUUCCCCUGCUUAAAAUGUUAAUCAUUUUCAACGGAACAAACCUUAUAUUUUAAAAAAAAAGAUGGGAGGAGGGCAGGUCCUUUCAGAGAUUGUUGUAGCAAACAGACGUCUUUAACAGCCCAGGUGGCCUGAGAGAAGUGAGUCAAUGCGUUGGGUCAGAGUCCUGUUAAACCAACUGGAGUGUCCUGGGCAAGACCCUGGGAAGCAGAGCUCUGUUAGGUGAAGUUCCACUCCUGCACCUUUUUAGACGAGGCACCUUGGCACAGGAUGUUACAUUUCUGUGACGAGUUCAUCUGCCCAUUGUAGUCAGCACGUAGUUCUCUAGCUAAAAUUCUCAUUCUUCAUGAGAUAGAAGAAUGUGAAAUGAAAGAAUAAUUCUUGAAAUGUCAUUCAGAUGCCCCCAGCAUAUUGUGAAUUUCCUGCAACUGGUGGGUUACAAAUCCAGUGGUUGCCAAGUAUUGGAGCAGUGCUGGGGUGGCUUGUGGAAGCCUGUGGAUCGCCAAGAGAAUCCAACUCAUGAAAAGCUGGAUGUUUAACAUCUUCCCAAGGGAUACUGGUCACCAGGCAGCUUGGGAACCAGGUAGGGCAGAGCAGAUAAAAUAUUUUAGGCAGGAGAGAAACAUCCUCUAAAAAGUGAAGGAUGGGAGAGGAGUGCAAAUACUUGGGAGUUGAGAACAGGGAGAGAGUUGACAGAUUGCCUGUCAUCUUUGGAAACCAUCGUAAGUGACGCAAAUACACCGCUGUGGUGGAAGAUCUGGUUAGAGGGGUUGUGCUUCUGUGAAAGGAAGUGGCCACGGUGGGUGGCGAUUUGAGAGACUUGAUGGAGAGCAGGGCUGCCUAAUGUCAAAGUCCAGUUUUCCAAGCGCACACACACUGAUGUUGAGGUAUCACAGACUGAGAAUCUGUGUUAGUAACAGUUGACCAUUGUUUGAACUAGCGGUUUGUAGUGAAUGUUUUGCAGCCCUAGUUAAUUUGGGGGAGAAAGCAUGCAUUCCUGAAGAUGAAUGUGCACCAUUUGAAACUUCUUCAGUCAUCUUCUUUUUAAGCAAAAAGGGCUUUGUGUUCAUCAGGAAUUCUACUGAAGCAGGUUAUUAAGAGCUUUCAAAAAAAAAAAAAAAAACGUUUGGUUGCCAAAGGUUUAAGCAUGCUACUUCUUUGUUACCCUUGUCCCUCCCUCUGGUUUCCAGACCUCUGAUGAUGGGAUUGAACACUCCUGUCACUCAGGGAGCACGUGCUCUG